Messenger RNA from Baudoinia panamericana UAMH 10762, 2131 nucleotides. RefSeq lists its product as uncharacterized. NCBI's taxonomy places the organism in Eukaryota, Fungi, Ascomycota, Dothideomycetes, Mycosphaerellales, Teratosphaeriaceae. Bases 119 to 2005 code for a protein of 628 amino acids. The record is from RefSeq and is a predicted model, not a curated record. The transcript has 2 exons.
UGAUGUGAAGCAUUUGACCCAACUCUUGCGCACACUGCAACCGCUUGUUUGAGUGCUAGAACAUGUCCUAGAUCUAGAUCUCUACAUUGACCAUUACCGACACCUGUACACCCCGACAAUGUCCGUAGCAGGUCCUCGAGGCCCUCCCAAGCGAGCCUCCGUGCUUGUCACGGAUACCCGCGAACAACGACCUCAAGCCCGACCGACACCGCAACGAACUGGCACAGCGCGUAUCAUCUCCGUUGAUAACGUGCUGCAAUAUGCCUCAGACAUCCCCUCUGCGCAGCGCCGCGCACCGCCCGGACCACGACCGCAAGUGCACACUCGCACACCAUCGGGCAGGCAUCCAUUGGACCCAAAGUUGCGGGGCGUGGGCGUACCAUUAGCCAGUGGAGGCGGUGGUGUGCACUUGCCUGCCCGCAGCAGCAAGACCAGCGAGAAACUCGUCCUCCUCCCCGAAACGAGCGAAGAGCAUGCGGAGGAGAAGGAAGGCUUCGAGGAGGAAGACGAUGAAGCACCGCCGUCUGAUGAAGCGCUGUCACGGCGGCGAGCAGGUAGCGGGCAUGGUAAAAGCGAUGCCGAGCGCCUACCCAAGUCCCAGCGUACCGCCGAAGCUCAGCUUGCACGCGUAACGGCCUACUGUACCGCGCAAAGCUAUAAGCUGCGGAGCACGGCGCAAUUUGUACGCGACCAGCAUGGAGCGAGGACGAAGAUCUACGAUGAGUGUUUGUAUUGUGUCUACCAACUGCCACUACUGGGUGGGAGCGAUGGCUAUCGGGUGAGGAGUAGUCCGGUGGUGAAGAAUCCAGGUGGGAGGAGUGUGUUGGACGAGCAAAUUGAGGCGAACGAGCGGAGACAGUACAGGGAGGGCUGGCAGGGCGAGAGCGAUGAGUACUCGGUGCCGGCGAAUGAGAGUGCAGGUUAUGGCAGGCAAUCAGGCGAAGGCAGAGAACACGACGGCACUCUGGAGAUGGAUCAUGAUGGACAGCAAUCUCAAGAGCAGACGAACGACCAGUCGGCCGACGAAGGAGAGUACGACAAUGGUGGCCAGCGUCGCGAAAGCGAGUCCUCCACCAUCCUCAACUACCCCUCCCCGCAACCCGCCAUCUCCCCCAACGCCUACACAGUAGCCGAACUCUUCAUCUUCUCCUACGGCGUCGCCGUGCUCUGGAACUUCACGCCCAAUCAAGAAAAGGACCUCCUCGCCGACCUCACCUUCAGCAGCUCCUCCAACCAAUCACCCGCCACGACUACCAACAACAGCAAAACCCUCUCCCUCAAGACCGCGCCCUUACCGACCGCUCACAUCCCGCUCAUGACCCGCCCUCUGGACGAAGACGACUUUGAGACCGAAGAGUUCCACUUCCAGUACGAUCCUUCCGCCGAGAAACCGCGCAUCUACAACGACAUGAUCACAUUGCGGACAAGCGAUCACAUGAUCAAACUCGCCAUGUCCCACGCCAUAGCACAGAGUACGAAGCUGUCUUUCUUCGAGGAAAGAAUGCAACGGACGAUGAGCGAGGCGCAGUAUGUGCCUCGCCGGCUUGCGCUCGAGGGACGGCUGGGUAUGGACCGGAAGGAGAUCGUUGCGCUUGUGGGGCGGCUGUUUGAGGGACGGGUGGACGUGAAUCUGUCAUCCAAUAUGCUAGACACACCCACCUUCUUCUGGGACUCGGAACCGACUCUCCAUCCGCUCUACGGCGCCGUGCGCGAGUACCUCGAGAUCAAACCCCGCAUUCAGGUCCUUAACGAACGGUGCCGCGUCUUCCUCGACCUCGCCGAGAUCCUGUCGGACUCUAUUGCGGACGUGAAGAUGACGCGGAUCACGUGGAUCAUCAUCGUCUUGAUCGUGCUUAGUAUCCUUGUAACGUGCACGGAAGUUUUCUUGCGUUUCGGCAUCUUGGCCAAGGAGAAGUUGGGUAGAACCGGUGGCGCUGCGGUGGUCAGAGGCUUGGGGGUGAGCGGGUUGGUCGGCCGUGGUUUGAGGGCGGUGUCUGAACUCUGACGUGACUUGGUGCUCUUUUAUUCCAUGCUCUGCAAGCGAGGAGUUUCGGCGCUGGGACUUGGAGACAUCAACAGUUACGUACAAAUCAUUAGCUACUCGACAUGCGCACGCUGCUUAUGCUCUCCU